Messenger RNA from Athene cunicularia (burrowing owl), 1750 nucleotides. Its product is annotated as meteorin-like protein. Gene Ontology annotation, molecular function: hormone activity. NCBI's taxonomy places the organism in Eukaryota, Metazoa, Chordata, Aves, Strigiformes, Strigidae. The record is from RefSeq and is a predicted model, not a curated record. The coding region runs from base 146 to 856 and encodes 236 amino acids. The transcript has 3 exons.
UGACCACUGGGCUGUUCUGCCUGUGCCCUGGCUACUCUUAGUGAUGGACUGAUGGUGUUGUCUUGGCAGCGGUUUGAGCUGGGAGCCCCGUUCCCGGGCGGUGGAGCAGGUCCAUCUACGCUGCACCGAGGGCUCCCUGGAAUGGAUGUACCCAGCACGAGCCCUGCGUGUCGUUUUGGAGCCCAACCUCUCCAGUGCCCGGCACACCACUGUCUGCAUCAAGCCUGCCAGUGACUUCCAAGGUGCCAGCAUCUACGUGGAACGUGCUGGGCAGCUGCAUCUGGUGGUAAGCGAGGCAGAAGGGGCUCGACCCCACCACGUGUCUUGCUUCAGUGCCCACACACCGCAACGAGUGGCCCUCUUCCUGCAGGCCAGCCCGCAGAGGGACAUCAGCCGCCGGACGGCCAGCUUCCAGUACGAGCUGCUGAGCAACCAGAGCCCUGCUGGCUCUGACUUCAAAAAGAUGGCACUGGUCGAAGCUAUGUGCCGUCCUUGUGAUGACGUGGAACUUCUUAUGGCCAUUUGCAGCAGUGAUUUUGUGGUGAAAGGAUCAAUCCAAAAUGUUUCCCACGAUUCAGAGAACCACAUGUCACAGGUUGAUGUCAGCGCCCAGAAGGUCUACAGACAGAAAAACAGAAUUUUCCAUCAGGAUGAAGCAAGUGGUGAAUGGCAAGGCCCUGUACGAACCCUGCUGCAAUGCAAAGUGAAGAAGGGAGGUGGAGAUUUCCUUUUCACUGGAAAUGAACAUUUUGGUGAAGCUUGGUUGGGCUGUGCGCCUCGCUUUAAAGAUUUCAUGUUCAUUUACCAGGCUGCCAGAGAAAGAGGAGCCAACCCAUGUGAGUUUCAGCUCAACUGACGGGAGGUGAGAGUUGAAAAAUUUCAACCCAGUUUUUGGACACUGAGUCUGAACUAGAGUUAAAAACAAGGACUAAAGCUAACAAUUUCACCGAAAGUGGCGCCUGGAGAAUUUCCUGAAGAUAAAGGCUCUGUGAGCCCUGUAAACUCUGACUUUUAAUCCACAUUUUCAUUAGUGGCAUUAGUUUCUCCUUCUUCCCAUCUUCUUGCCUCACAAAAUAACUCUGAAUUUUGAAAAGGUUGUUGGGGUUUUUUUGUGGUUAGAAAUCAGCUUGUGCUCAGUAUUACAAAAUUCUCUCUUAACAUUUUUUGCUCUGUGUACAUCCUGUGUGCUUUAUCUCUAGAUUAUUUUCUCUCCUCCCCCAUCUCUACUUGAUUUCCCUUCCAAAUGGUGUCUUGUUUUGUUUUGUUUUGAUUAAAAAAGAAUGCUAACUAUAGCCUUAGCCGUAGUUACUAAACCUUCAGGCAGUUGUCAAGUUUGGCAGGUUUUUUGUCUUCUGUACAUUAGCAGAGAGAUUAAUUUACCCUCUGGGGCAAAAUCACCGCGGAUGUAAUUCUGCAAUGCAGUGUUGAUUUCUGCACAGUUGACAGCAUCUGAUUUUGCUCCCCAUGCAAACAGGCCGAUGGGGGAUACUGCACCUUAGCUAAUAUGAACACUAGCACUGUAUGACUACCAGAUGAGAAAAGGUGUUUGGGAAAUGCAUUGAAAUAAUUGGAAGUUUUGGUUGUAGCGUUGUCUGUGUGAGAAUGUAGUAUCUGGUAUUCAUAGUACUGGGCCCACAGCUCGGUCUUGCAAACUGGCUGUUUUAAAGUAUUGGAGGAUUGUCCUGGUUUUGUCUGGGAUAGAGUUCAUUUUCUUCCCAGUAGCUGGUAGAGUGCUGUGGCUUGGAUUUAG